AUGACUUACUAUCCAAAACAUAACAUGGUUUCAGAAGUAACACAACCUGUGUCUAAACAAAACAGUGGCAAAUUUAAAGAUAAAUGUCUGAGCGAAAAGAGCAGCCUCGCCACAAAUAGAAAGUCAGACACUCGUGCUGUGGGCGGCGGCUCGGGUGGACAGGCCCUUCGCUCCGGCUCGGGUGGACAGGCCCUUCGCUCCGGCUCGGGUGGACAGGCCCCUCGCCCCGGCUCGGGUGGAAGGCCCUUCGCUCCGGCUCGGGUGGAAAGGCCCCUCGCCCCGGCUCGGGUGGACAGGCCCUUCGCCCCGGCUCGGGUGGACAGGCCCUUCGCUCCGGCUCGGGUGGACAGGCCCUUCGCUCCGACUCGGGUGGACAGGCCCCUCGCCCCGGCUCGAGUGGACAAGCCCCUCGCCCCGGCUAGGGUGGACAGGCCCCUCGCCCCGGCUCGGGUGGACAGGCCCUUCGCUCCGGCUCGAGUGGACAGGCCCCUCGCCCCGGCUCGGGUGGAAGGCCCUUCGCUCCGGCUCGGGUGGACAGGCUCUUCGCUCCGGCUCGGGUGGACAGGCCCUUCGCUCCGGCUCGGGUGGAAGGCCCUUCGUUCCGGCUCGGGUGGACAGGCCCCUCGCCCCGGCUCGGGUGGACAGGCCCUUCGGCCCGGCUCGGGUGGACAGGCCCCUCGCCCCGGCUCGGGUGGACAGGCCCUUCGCGCCGGCUCGGAUUCAGCGCCUUUAACAUCGUCUCCGUCGCUUGUCGAGAAUCAUUUAGUAGAGGUUCCUUCUGCAGACUGGGCUGGAGGAUCAGGCAAGGGUCACAGGCCUGAACAGUGCCAGUAA
Penaeus chinensis is the source of this 834-nucleotide messenger RNA. Its product is annotated as circumsporozoite protein-like. The transcript is spliced from 4 exons. Lineage: Eukaryota; Metazoa; Arthropoda; Malacostraca; Decapoda; Penaeidae. The record is from RefSeq and is a predicted model, not a curated record. The coding region runs from base 1 to 834 and encodes 277 amino acids.